Messenger RNA from Moesziomyces antarcticus, 6036 nucleotides. RefSeq names its product lateendosome to vacuole transport-family protein. The transcript has a single exon. Gene Ontology annotation, cellular component: late endosome; HOPS complex. Bases 1 to 6036 code for a protein of 2011 amino acids. Gene Ontology annotation, molecular function: protein binding. The record is from RefSeq and is a predicted model, not a curated record. Lineage: Eukaryota; Fungi; Basidiomycota; Ustilaginomycetes; Ustilaginales; Ustilaginaceae. Gene Ontology annotation, biological process: protein targeting to vacuole; endosomal vesicle fusion.
AUGCAGCGCAACGGCUCGGCCGAGUCCAAUCCGUGGGAUGCAGAGCCGUCGUAUGCACAGCGCAUAUCCACCUACCAUGCGGAUCAGCAUCGCUCCUACGACCAGCAGAUGCAAGACGUCCUCGACUCGCCGCCCACACAGCCACCAAAUGGCCUGCAUCACGAUGCCCUCCCUUCCACCAGCAAAGAUGCAGCACAUGACGAUCUCGACGACGACGAUGAUGAUGACUUUGUCUACGCCGGCAUCGACACCGCCGCAAACAUCCACACAGCAACGCCGGACGACAGCAACGCAUCCAUCGACUUGGGCUCCGACUCGUACAGCGCCCGUAUGAAGGACAUCCUUGGCAGCGAUGAUGAGCAGCAGCUCGACGUGGCUGACGCCGACGACCAACACGCCGGCUCCAGUGAUCAUGCAGCUGCGUCUUCUCCAAGAACGCAGAGGGCAUUGCCGCUGCCUGCCGACGGUGACCAAUCGGCGGAUGCGCCUCCGAGCGACAGCGGAUCUUCAUUUCGGUAUCCGCACCCGCUUCCCAACGACGUCAGCUUCGACACGCGCUCCGCCUCUUCGCUUCAGAACCGCCAUCCGCUCUCGUCCCUGCCGUCGUCCUCGCGCAUCUUUACGCCCAGAUCCACCUCCGCAAAUGGCCUUUCGCUCCUUCGCCAGUCGCACACAAUGACAUCGGCAUCCACUCCCCAGCGCCCAAAUGCCUAUCCAUCGCUGUCUCGCCUCCGCGCCACCGUCGGCAGGUCCACCACGGCGGCUCUUGCAGUUCCGGCAUUCGCGCAGCUGCAGUCCAGCACCUCGCCGCUCCGCACUCCGGGCUCGCCUUCGUCGUCGUCUCCCAGACGCAAACCGCGCUCGCCCCUGCCUCCAGACUUCUUCGCCCCGGCGCCAAUAUCGUCCAGAGAUGACGACGCCAGCAGGUCAGCAAUGGCGCACUCGUCCACGCCACAACGCUCGCGCCAGAGCUCCUUCUCCACCAGCGUCAGCGGCUCCGUCCUGGGCACCACCAAGUGCCGUCGCGCACGAGCUUCCUUCCCGUACGGCGGCACACUCACAAGUGCCACCUUGCCACCGGCGCAAAGCGAGGUCUCGCUUCUCAGCGACCGCUCCUUCCCCUCUUCAGCACAGCGCGGUGCGAAGACAGUCCAUGAGCAACAGCAUGCACCCUCUGAGGACGCAGAAAAGAGGCCAGAGCUCAAGGAGACCAUGCUCAACGAGCGCGACGAGCUGGCUCGCGACUUUGUCCAGUGGUCCGUCCUGCGCCGCGUCCUCGCUGCUGCCAAGUCGGCCCCAGACGCCCCGGACCCGAUUCCCACCGUGCUGGCGGUGGCGGGAGGACUCAUCGCUGUCGGAACGCAGGGUGGCAAGACCGUCGUAUGCGACCUGGCUCAGGAUCCCAUCGCCUCGUGCGGUCACGACGGCCGCGGCCACGGUGAUGCCGUCACCGCGCUUGCCCUCUCGUCCGACCACUCGUUCCUGGGCGUAGGCCAUGCCUCGGGCAACAUCUUUCUCUACGAUCUCUCCCAUCCAGCUCGUGCCGCGCGUCAUGUGCCGCCCGUGCCACUCUCCUCCGUCAAGGCGGGCAAGAGGGAGGGCCACCUGUCCGGCUCGGCCAUCGUACACAUGGGCUUCGUCGGCCUCCGCCACACCGCCAUCGUGUCGGCCGACAACAAGGGCCUUGCCUUCUACCAUGCGCUCGGCAAGGUCCUCGGCGUCAGCUCCAACGACACCCUCCGACUGCUCGGCAAGUAUCCGCAGUACGAGCAUGAGGACGAGCUGGGUCUCGCAGAUGCCAGGAGCAGAAGCGUCAUCUUUCAGCUCACACCGCUGCCGCUCGGGCCCAGACCGCAUGCGGCCGACGAGACCACUUUCAUCGCCAUGAUCACCCCCGCCAAGAUGGUCUUAGUCGGGCUCAAGCCUACGCCAAGAACCUGGUACCGCAAGGUCCACACCACCAAACACGCCGAGAAGGGCGGCGAGGGCGUCGUGGCUGAUGAGGCUGCGCAGUCCCAGCAGCCAGGGUGUCUGGCAUGGUAUCCGGCUUCGACCGAAACAGACGGCAAGAGGAAGAGGCAGACCAAUCCGGUGCUCGCGUUUUCGUUCGGUCGAAACUUGCAUCUCGUCAGGCUCGUCGUGCGCAGGAUCGAACGGCGUCCAGAUGUUCGGACGGCGCGCAACGGGGCCCUGCCGCCGGCGGAGGUGGUUGACGAAAUCGAACCCGUCGAACUCACCGGCGAACAGGGCAUCGAGGAGCCAGACGGAAUCGUCGCACUUCAGUGGUUCAGCCCGGAUCUGCUCAUGCUCACCACGCGCACCGGGCUCGCGCUGUUCGAUUGCCGGGCCGGUAAAGUCACGGAGCGCAUGCGCAACGGAAGCGCAGCCGUUGUUCUGGCGAGGACCGUCGAGCAAAAGUCGCUCGAUGCGGUGCUUCUCGGCAAGCCAUACGAUCCGCACUCCGAGACCCCCGAAGCAGAGGACCAGGGUCAGGCAGAAGAGCGACAGCGCUCGUGGGCGGUGAAUCACAGCAUCCGCGUCUCCAAGGGUCGCUCGUUCUUCCUCACCACCACCGAUCUUGUGGUGGGCACGUUGCUGUCGUGGGCCGACCGGCUGCUGCUCUACGUCUCGCGCGGCGACUUUCUCUCGGCCAUCGAGCUCGCCACGCUCUUCCACCAGGGCCGCUUCCUCGGCUCGGCGGUCGGGCUCCCGUCGGACCCGGGCGAACGCACGCGCAUCGUGGCGGACAAGCUGCACGAACUCAUGGCCGCCUCGGCCCAAUACGCCUUCUCGCCCGAUAGGCUCACGGACGACACCCAUGUCACCCCGGACGGCAGAGGCGUCGACCGCACCGAGCUGUUUCAGGGCCUGGCGAGCGUGUGCGCGCGCGCGUGCCUGUCGCUCGGCAAGCUCGACUUUCUCUUCGAAACGCUCUACGACAAGUACGAGGACAACGGGAUCGAGGCGAUCUUUGUCGGGCAGAUGGAGGACUUUAUCGUCUCGGGCGAGCUGAGCAGCUUGCCGAUUCCGGUGGUGCAGAGGCUCGUGGCGUUCAGACGGGAUCGCGAGGAGUAUGAUCAGGCAGAACGCAUCAUCUGGCACGUGGAUCCCAAGUCGCUCGAUCUCGACCAGGCGCUCUCGCUGUGUCUCGACAGGAGGCUGUACGACGCCUUGAUCUACGUGUUCAAUGCGGCGCUCGACGACUAUGUCUCGCCGAUCAUCGAGCUGCUGCACCCCGUGCGCCGCGCGCUGGGGCGGAGGUGGAAGGAGCAGCAUCUCGUCAGCGAGGAUGAGGCAAGUGCAGACACUGAUCCGUAUGCGCAUAUCCGAAUCCAGGACCAUGAUGCCGAUGCGGCGGUUGCUAGCCCAGCCGUGGCGGAUUGGGAGGCGGCGGAGCGCGAUCUCGAGGACGGCUAUCGCGUCUUCUCGUACCUCUCGGUGGUGCUUACGGGCAACCGGUAUCCGAGCCAGGAGCCGUUCGAGCACGCCGAGCAGGCGGACAAGGCCAAGGGCUCGAUCUACAACUUUGUCUUUUCCGGCAGCUGUAUGCUGUGGCCGCCCGGCCCGGGCGGACGGCUGGUGCUGUACGGCCUGCAAGACCGUCCGGACGAGCCGGAGCACGUGGGCGACACUGCGGAGCACGAGCCGAUCUACCCGUACCUGCGGCUGCUGCUCGAGUUUGACGCCGAGGCGCUGCUGGAUGCGCUCGACCUCGCGUUCGAAGACGGCUUUCUCGACGACGAGGAUGUGGUGGGCAAGCGGAUCAGCCGGCAGCUGGCGGUCGAUGUGCUGCUCGAGCUUGCCGGCUCGCAGGGCGCGUCGGAUAGGCGAGCGCCGGCGCUGCCGCUGACGGCGCGCGUGUUUGUGCACAUCUUUGUGGCGCGCAACGCACCCAAGUAUCCGCAGUUCAUCCACCUGCCGCAGCAUCACGUCGACCAGCUGCUGCGGUCGCUCGCCAUCCCGCUGCACGACGGCGACGGCGACGUGGACGAGGUGGAGACGGUCGAAUCGACGCGCGCCGACCGCGAGCUCGCAGCAGAGUGCCUGCUCUCGCACUACAAGCCGCGCUUCGACGAUGCGUGGCUCGACACGUUUGAGCGUGCCGGCUUCGGCCGCAUCCUCAGGUCGGCGUUCCGGCAGGAGGACAAGUGGGACCGGCUGCUGGGCAUGUAUCUGCGCGACCACCUGCAUGGCGGCGCACUGGCGAGCCAGUUGGAUCCCGACGCGCCUGACGACCAAGGGCCGGGAGAUGCAUUCGCGCACUUUGAGGAGACGCUGUUCAACGCCUCGCGACGCAACACGCGCGGGAGAAACGAGCUCGUGACGCGGCUGCACGAGCAGCUGGUGGACCACAUCGCGGAGCUGCUGGAUCUGGAUGCACUCAAGACCGCCGCGAUGCUCGACCGGUUCCAUCCGGACCGGCACGCGCAGGUGCUGCAGCGACUCGCGCAGCUCGAUGACAAGCGCCACCUGCUGUAUCUGCAGUGCUUCUUUGAGCCGAUGCAUGUGCGCAAGGCCGUUUCUCAGCCUCGGUCGGAGGAGCUCAGCAGCGAUGGAUUGGAUUGGGUGGAUCACAAGCCAGUGGAUGGCGCCGACGCAGGGGCGUACAGUGCCGAUGGGGGUCGGGCGGAUGCGGACCACCUCGACGCGUGCGAGCGUCAAGUGUACCUGGACCUGCUGCGGCGGUACGAGCCGGCGGCCGUGGUGCGCAAUCUGGACGCACGGGCGCCGGGGUACUUUGACUUGGAGCAGCUGGUGCGCGCGUGCCGCGACGCCGACGGGAAGGACUCGCGCGUGGCCGCCAACAGCGAUGCACUGCUGUGGGCGCUCGACCGGCUCGGGCGGCCAGACGAGGCGUUCGAAGAGCUCGAUGCGGCGUGUGUGCGCACUGCGCAGUCGCUCGUGCUCGUCGCCGACGCGGCCGCAGCCGAGGUGCUGCUGGCCGACGUGCGGCGGUGCAUCGAGGUAGCUGUACGGCUGUGCAUCGAGCGCGCGAAUGCAUUCGGCGGACACGAGAGCGACGACGACGCCCCAGCGCCGGCUGCGCUCGAUACGGACGAGGUGUGGUUCAGGCUGCUGCGCAGCAUGGUUCGUCUCGUACACGAUGUAGCGCACGGCUCUUCGCGUCGCGACGACCCGGGCUCGAAGGGUGAGGAGAAGGAUCUGCUGAACGGCGUGCGCGAUAUUGUGCAGGACACGCUGUCGGAUCUGAUCUCAUCGACGGCUGCCGAGGCGGUCUCGUUCCCGGCGCUGUUCCGGCGGCUGACGACUCCCGCGGAGGAAGGGAAGCAGGGAGGUGCCGAGUACUAUGCCGAGAUCCGGGGGGUGCUGGAUGGCAUGCUAUCGGCCUACCACCUGCGUGCCGAGCUGCUGGGGAUCACCAACAAGCUGUUUGAGCGCGACACGUUCCGGCAGUUCCGCAAGCUGCAUGCGCAGCGUCGGCACGGCUGGCGGCCGUCGAUCGGCGUCGGUGCACGCUGCGCCUCGUGUGGAGUGGUGGUGCUUGGACCCAAGCGUGGCUCGACUGGUGCUGCCGAGGUGGAUGUGGGUCGCGAGGAGGUGGGCGGUGCCAUGCUGACGCCGCAGGUGGUGCAGCAUCGGCGGGCCAAGUCGCCGUACGACGGCAAGGCGGCACCGCUGGCAUCGCCGCGCAUGGACAAGGGCAAGGGCGUGGUGCGCUCGGCGUCGAGCGAGAUCCGCGCAGGCGCGGAUGAUGUGGAUGGCUACUUUGCGCCGAGCCGCGAGAUGAGCCGGAGCUCUUCGUGGGCCAACGGCGGCGCGAGCGCACUCAUGACGCGCACCAAUUCCACCGCCAGCAUUGCGAUCCGGAUCAAUGACGAGCCGCCCAAGACACAGGAACCCGAACAACACGAGGAGACGGAGGAAGAGGAAGAGGGGGAUGCAACGCUGACGGCGGCGCAAUUCAUGCCCGCCUGGCAGGAGGAGGAAGGGGAGGAGAGGAGGCAGCGCAUCGUGGUGCAAAAGUGCGGCCGAGUGUUUCACGAGAGCUGCUGGCACAAUCGCCGCGCGAUGUAA